UCUGUGGUUACUGAAGCAAAAAAUAUAGGUUAAAUCUUAAAUUCCUAAUUUGUUUGAUUUUCUACAAAUUCGUGAUAGAUAUGUAACUAUUCCAACGAUGCAGAUGGAAAAUGUAUGCAGAACUUGUCUGAGAUCUUCAGAUAAACUCCUACCUUUAAUUGGUGACGAAAAUUUGGUGCAAAAAAUUGAAUUCAUUUCAUCAAUACAGAUAUUUGCCAAUGACUAUUAUCCACCUACAAUAUGUGAAGAAUGUGUUAUUAAUGUAAAUAAGUUCUUCUGUUUCCGAAAAGUAAUAAUAAACAGUGACAUAGAAUUAAGAGAGCGAUAUGAUACUCUUAAGAGAACCAAUUUUACUUCAAAACCCCGAACAAAGGAGAAAGAAAAGCACCCAACUUCCGCAGUUAAAAGAGAAACGGAGAUGAACGAAAGCGAUGUUGAAGAUACCGGUGACUUGUACGAAGAUAGUGACAAUGCAGAUAUUGCUAGGGAACAUGAAAUUAAAGAAGUUAUUUUAAAAGAACCGAGUCUGAAUGAUAUUAAAAACACUAUAGCACACUUAAAGAGAUCAAAAUGUAACGAGUGUAGUUUAACAUUCUCGUCUCGUAUUAAAUUGUACAACCACAGACGAAGCAUCCAUAUGGCUCCGGGAGUGUGCAACAUUUGUGGAAUAGUCAUGAGAACCGAUAACCUAAAACGACACGUUCAGAUGCAUUUGGAAGGUCCGGUUACGUGCAAUGUGUGUGGGAAAGUGUUUAAAAACCCCGAAUCGUUACGUGGACAUACGCUCAUACAUAAAGGAAUUAUAUACACGUGUCAAAUAUGCGGAAAAACUUCUAGAGUCAAAUCGGAGCACCACAGACAUGUAAAAACACACACAGAUCCGGAAGCUCGGAAGGUAAUGUGCACAUUGUGUGGGAAACGAGUGCGAGAUCUGAAGAAACAUACACAGUCCCACACUGGGGAACGCCCGCAUAGUUGUACUUUUUGCAAGAAAGGAUUUACGAGCCCAUACGCCCUAAAAAUACACACAAGGCAACACACGAAUGAAAGACCGUUUAUAUGUGAAUACUGCAGUAUGGGCUUCCCGCAGAAAGUAUCUCUGACGACUCAUCUCAAAUCUAAGCAUAACGUUAUGUCUAAAUGAAUCGUUGUUGUGUUGGUUCGUACAGGGUGUCUUUGAAAUAUCCACGUUUCAAUAUACAUUCCAAACGUCAGCAGGUCUGGGGACUAAAAAAGUUUACUUGCAAUAAUAAAUCGUAUUGUGUUGUCUAUUUCAUUUUUAAUGAUGAUUAACAGUUUUAGAUUCGUUAGUUGAAGAUUAAAAGAUAGGUGUUAAUUAAUUUAUACAAAUAUUUCAAAGAUACUCAUGGGUAUAAGUAAAUAGAUUAUA
Molecule: messenger RNA, 1390 nt
Organism: Anoplophora glabripennis (Asian longhorned beetle)
Lineage: Eukaryota; Metazoa; Arthropoda; Insecta; Coleoptera; Cerambycidae
Product: zinc finger protein 568-like
Exons: 3
Coding region: 98-1144 (348 amino acids)
Biological process (GO): regulation of transcription by RNA polymerase II
Cellular component (GO): nucleus
Molecular function (GO): RNA polymerase II cis-regulatory region sequence-specific DNA binding; DNA-binding transcription factor activity; zinc ion binding
Source: RefSeq, a predicted model, not a curated record